UCGGUUCUGACCCGCGUUGAGUCCUGCGCUCUGAUUGGACGCUGUGGGUGACAUCGCCAUGGAGACGGCGACGCUCGUUCUGAUGUUGAUGGGAUGUAUCCUGACGGAGACGCAGCUCGUCCACAGAGGUCCUGGUCUGAAGCUCCGGGUUCGCGUGAACGUCACCGAGGACACCAUCGUGUUCCAGUUCCUCCCUCCGUCUGCUCAGGUCGCUCCGGGUCCUCGGGUCCGACUCGAGGGACACGUGGUCGGGUACGGCAGCGGCAGCGGCGCCCCGCAGUUCAUCCCCCUGCCACAAGGAGGCCUCAGCUACGUGACCGAGCUCGACGCUGAACCCAAAUAUCUCCUGUCAGUCCAGGGCGUCCCAGACACCGACCUGCACCCACACUGUACAGGUAAAGUGGACCUCCAGACGCCCCUGAGGCUGGUGGUUCGCUCCGUCAGCCCCACAGCGGCUCUUCUGUCCUGGGCCCCACACCCUCACACCCCCCUGGGAGACAUCCUGGGACACUGCCUCCAGGACGGGUUCUACACGGUGCGUUGGCGUGAACGUUCCAGCAGGUGGCAGUACGAGUGGUGUCCGACCAGUGAUACGGUUUUGUCGACGCUCGAGCCGGACUCAGAGUACGAGAUCAGCGUGAGAGCCACUCGCCGCGACCACGUCAGCGGCGACUGGAGCAAACCGGUUUACCACAGCACCACCACCGGCCACCACAAACUGAAAACGUUCAAGCUCAGGAAUCCACUGGGACGAGCGCUGAACCCCAGGGGGCGCUCUCUCUUCCCUCCUCGUCCUGCGCUUCACGACAGAACCGACAGAACCGACAGAACCGACAGAACCGACAGAACCAACAGAACCCGACUGUCCCUGCGCAACCCGGGCUUCAACCCGCGCUCCGGCCUGGGUCCAGGAGGAGCUCGUCCCAUCGCUCUGAACAAGAGACCGAACCUGGUCCUGACCGAAGACUCAGCGACAGAUAAAAUCCAAAAUUUAAAGGAUGGAGACCAACUGAGACUUUUCAAAUUAAAACCCAAAUCAACUAAAUCUACUACUACAACAACUACUACAACUACUACUACUACUACUACUACUACUACUACUACUCCUCCAGCCACCUCCAGCACACAGAGGCCCUCACGAGGCUCCAGAGGCAGGGGCCCGGCUCAGGUCACUACCCCGGCCCCGAAGCAUCAGUCCUGGGAGGAGUCGGAGCUGUUCCAGCCGCUGCCGUCGUCCGACCUCGACGCUCAGGGAAAGAAACGCUACACGGCUCCUCACGUGGUUUAUCAGACGGGGAAGCAGCCGGACGAGCCGUGUUCCAUCACUUCGUCCCUCGACUAUUUUCCCGACGACAGCGGGGACGUCGGCCAAUCACAGGCCUCCACUCCACCCAAAGCCCCGCCCUCCAACGUCACCGUGGUAACUGUGGAAGGCUGUCCAUCAUUCGUCAUUCUGGACUGGGACAAGAGCAAUGACACGACAGAGUACGAGGUGAUCUCCACGUCCAAAGGUCCAGAAGGGGAGAAGGUCUCAGUCCUGACCACGAACCAGACCCACACCGCAGUGGAGAACCUGAGACCAGAGUCCAGUUAUGAGUUCAAAGUGAAGCCGAAGAACGAUCUUGGAUCUGGACCAGAAUCUGAACCAGUCGAGUUCAGCACCGAGUCUGCGGACCCUCGCGUGAGUGAGACGGACGCGGGCAAAGCCGCCAUCUGGACCGAGUUCCCCUUCACCGCAGACUCGUCCUCAGACUGCAGGGGGCGCCAGUUUGUGAAGAGGACCUGGUACAGGAAGUUUGUGGGAGUCCAACUCUGCAACUCCCUGAGAUACAAGAUCUACCUGAGCGACACUCUGCACGGUCGGUUCUUUCACAUCGGGGACCAGUCCGGGUUCGGGGAGGAUCACUGUCAGUUCGUCGAUUCUUUCCUCGAUGGAAAAACAGGACGACUGAGUCCAGAGCAGCUCGAGGAGAGAACAGGGUUCUUCAGGGCUUUGCGUCAGGAGCCCGUUCACUUCGGCUCCAUCGGGGGGCGCUCUCAGGUGAACUACGUCUCCUGGUACGAAUGUGGGACCCCCAUCCCCGGGAAGUGGUGAUGAACCCGGACUAAACCAGAACUAAACCAGGACAAAACCAGGACUGAGCUGGGACUACACCGGGACUGAAUCGGGACUAAACCAGGACUAAACCGGGACUAAACCGGGACUAAACCGGGACUAAAGCGGGGACUGAACCAGGACUGAACCCAGAUUAAACUAGGACUGAACUGGGACUGUGUAAAAUAUUUUCAGGGAACAUGAGGCGAGGCUGGCUCCCCCAUAUCUGUGUUUAAUACAUGUAUUAAACAUGUAUUAAACAUGUAUUAAACAUGUAUUAAACAUGUAUUAAACAUGUAUUAAACAUUAUGGUUCUUUGACGGUUUCAGAGCCGAGUUCAAAGAAUCAAACUCAGAUAUUUUUUUACCUAAAUUUCUGAAAUGGCUCUGGUCGUGACUCUGGUCGCGGCUCUGGUCGCGGCUCUGGUCGUGACUCUGGUCGCGGCUCUGGUCGUGUUUCUGCUGUUUUUACCUGAUGUACAUUUUGUUCAAAUCCAAAUUUCAGGAAAACCUUUGGUGCUUCGGUUUGUUUCUAAAAAGGAUUUUUUUCUGCACUUUGCACAAAUGUGUGAUAAAUCUUGGAACGGUUCUGUUAAACUCUGGGGCAUUAGUGACUUGUUCUGUUAUAAACUCAGGUCACUGAAACAGAAAAAGGACAAAAGGGUGUGUACAGAAAUGUCAUGUUUUGUAUGUUUUGUAUUGGU
Messenger RNA from Boleophthalmus pectinirostris (great blue-spotted mudskipper), 2798 nucleotides. RefSeq names its product target of Nesh-SH3-like. Gene Ontology annotation, molecular function: protein binding. Lineage: Eukaryota; Metazoa; Chordata; Actinopteri; Gobiiformes; Gobiidae. Gene Ontology annotation, biological process: positive regulation of cell-substrate adhesion; extracellular matrix organization. The record is from RefSeq and is a predicted model, not a curated record.